Molecule: messenger RNA, 1017 nt
Organism: Vicia faba (fava bean)
Lineage: Eukaryota; Viridiplantae; Streptophyta; Magnoliopsida; Fabales; Fabaceae
Source: the annotation of a GenBank genome assembly
AUGUCUAAUUCUUCGAGGGGCCGAGUUACCAUUACUCUUGGACGCAGCGGUCAGGUUGUGAAGAGGGAUGUAUCUGCGGCAGAUGUUGCUUACUCUUCUUCUAUGUCUUCAGCUGGGAGUAAGCGGUCUGUGAGAGACAGAAUUGGAAAUAAUGCAGAUAGUUCCAUGUGGCAUGGGAAUGGGCUCGGCGGCAAUAAAAGACAGCGAGGAGAUGUAAGCUUGCAAAAGGGACAAGAUGGUAAUCGGCGUAUUGGAAAAGACGAUCUCCGAUUGAAACUCAUGCAAAAAAGUGCAGGGAAGAGGACUGAAAGUAAUGGCAAUAAGAGGAAUGUUGAUCUCCGUGAAAAAUUGUCGAAGACCGCUUAUCCUCCGACAAACAGUUUUAAUUCAAAGCAGCGCAUGCCUGAACCAAGGGAAACAAGCUCGUACAGGCUAGUUCCCUCAGCUAGAAGUUCUGAGGAUUUAAUGCGUAUGGAAUCCAUGAGAAGCUCAUACUCUCCUUGGACACUGGAUCAAAUUCGGCAAAGAUCACCCGACGGGUUUCCAAGUUCUUCCAGGGGGAUUUCCCCCCAAAGAAAUGUUGGAGACCCUCAGAGAAGGCCUUUAAACAGGACAUACGAUGGAGUCAGACCAGUUUCUUAUGCAGGUAGGGAUGUUCUUGAAACUUCAAGGCCUCCAAGUGCUGCACCAUCAUCUUUUAUGUCAAGAUCCGGAAUAUCGUCAUUGCCUCCAGUAACUGCCAAACCGGUAGCAUCUCGUCCUGGCCAGCAUCCUCCAUCAAGCAGCGUUGCGCAAAGGGUUCCAUUUGUGGGUGAAGAACAGCAACCACAAACUGUCGAUGGCCUGUUGCAAGCACUGGGACUACAAAAAUAUGUCAUACUCUUCAAGGCCGAGGAAGUGGAUAUGACAGCACUGAAGCAGAUGGGAGAAAAUGACCUUAAAGAGCUUGGAAUUCCUAUGGGUCCAAGGAAAAAACUUCUUCUUGCACUCUUGCCUCGUAAACGACAGCAGUGUUGA